This is a messenger RNA of Quercus lobata, 972 nucleotides long. RefSeq lists its product as uncharacterized. The transcript is spliced from 2 exons. The record is from RefSeq and is a predicted model, not a curated record. The coding region runs from base 212 to 784 and encodes 190 amino acids. NCBI's taxonomy places the organism in Eukaryota, Viridiplantae, Streptophyta, Magnoliopsida, Fagales, Fagaceae.
GUCCAAACCUCCCCAGUCCCAGCCUGCCGUCCAGAUAGUUGAUGUGGACUCGUCCACUCCAGUGGAGUCCACGCCGUCUAAGACUCCACCCAGAACUCCUUUGGCCAAGUCUACCACGCCUGGCUCGUCCCAGCCUUCUACGAACAUUAUUGAGAAUGAAGACCUGGCUUGGGAACGUUUCCAGAUAGCUGUCAAGGACGAGGAUAUAAACAUGUGCUAUAACAUGGGCUUGAAGGAAUUUGAGCAUUCAGGCGUCCAUAACCUCUUCAAGGCCAUGUCAAAGUUUAUAGCAGCGUCUAGACAGGCAACAGAGUUGGACAAGACGAGAGUCUUGUUGGAGACGAGGAUUCAGCAGGUGAAUGCUGAGUGUAAAAAAUGGGCUGGGGUUGCUGAAAAAGCUAAGGACGAGGUCAAGGAACGUAACAAGCUGAUUGAGGAGCUAAGGACGGAUGCAGUGGAGAAGGAUACGCGCAUUGAUCAUUUGCAGAAGAUGAACGAUGAAUUGAAUGCUCGUCUCUCCAAGGCAAAAGAGGACGCUGUGGCUGAGUUCAAGUCGUCCAAAGAAUAUACAGACACUUUGGAUCGCAAUUAUGCAGCUGGUUUUGAAGAUUUCAGAAUGGACGCUAUUGAGAACUUCCCUGAAGUUGAUUUUAAUGCAAUCAAGCUUAACCUUGCUGCUGCCACAAGCUCUCUUCUCCAGACUGGCUCUGAUGACGUCAACGUGGAAGACGACGCUAGUACCCAGCCUCAGGACGCACCAGUUGUGAAUGCUCCCCCUUCUUAGGACGAGACUUUUAACCUUGAUGGUUUUCUUUUUUUUUUUAUUUGGUCCUUUGUUUUUGGACCUUCUUUUAUGUAACAAGAAUACAUUAUACUCGUCCAUGGUUUUAGGACGGGUUUUUAAGUAGUUUCUGCUUUUCAAACUAAUCAAGGGUUUUUUGGACGUAGGAAGUCCACCCUUUGAAUGAAUUU